UACUAUUUACGGCCGAGCUUGUAAAUUGUGAAUUAAUCAGGUGAUUCUAAUCGUAGGAUUUGUUAUUCAGAAAAAGAUGUCAGGCAUUGUGCUGAGAGAUGUAUUAUUUGACAAAGUGUAAUUUAUUUGUGUAAGAAGUGAUGGAAAAAGUAAAUAUUUGGAGUAAUGUUGAUUUGAUGGGUUGGACAGCAUGGUACACCAUACACAAGACACCUGGGCCAGUUUUUUCCCUGGACAGCUGAUUUUUUGUAUUUAAUGCAUUUGAGUGGUAAAAGAAAGAAGAUCUUUGAUGUAAAAUUAUGGACAGGAGGAAAGGGAGGAGAAAAUUGGAGGAGAUAGAACAAAGUUUGUUAAGGAUUGUGUUGGAGAGACAACAGGUGAUGGCCCACAAACACAUACCCAUAGAAACCUGGCUGGAGGCCCUGGGGCUAAGAGAAUACGAGGAAAUAUUCACCGGCUUCAGUGGGGUGGAGGAUUUGCUGAAUUUGACCGAGGCUGAUGUCCGAGACCUAGGGCUGAAGAACAGUGCACACAGAGCCAAAAUUGUCUCCAGUCUGCGCAUACUCAAAGAAAAAUAUGAACGAGGCUACCGUAAACCUCGGGUAAUACAAAGAAGUCACAGUGCCUCUGCUCAUGGUCGCCGCUGGCCCAGCAUGUCGACUUUCCCCGUCUCAUUUUGUAAUCCCAGGAUUCAGCUCUCCUGCUCACCGAAUAACAACUUUACGGACUAUCAAGUGGUGAACAUAUCUCCGGAGCGAUUGGAGCACGAUUUAAUCGGAGAGCUUCAGGCCGACCCCUCGGAGCUUAGACACUGGCCGUGGUAUCAUGGGAGUGUAAGUCGUCAGCACGCAGAGAAGACCCUCAGUCACAAUGGAGACUUUCUGGUGAGGGACUGUAUCUCACAGCCCGGUGACUUCGUACUCAGUUGUUGCUGGAGAGGUGUUCGUUUACAUUUUAUCAUUAAUUCUCAAAUCACAGAGAGGGACAGUCAUAUUCCUGAGAUCACAUACUCCCUGGAAGAGGAUAAAUUCUGUUCAGUGCAGGACCUUGUGCAAUUUUAUAUGUCCCAUAGGAAGUGUGUGACUAAAACAUCAGGUGCUUUUUUGUUAAAUCCUAUUGGAAGGACAAUGCCAUUAAGUUACUAUGACAACAAAUAUGGAUAUUCAGGAGGAAGUCCUGCGGGGGCAUUGUUGACUCCUGGACAUGGUGCAAAUGAAAGGGGAAGUCCCUACAGUUCUCCACACACAUCUCCGAAAGGUAGUCCUCGAUUACAGAGGAAACCGCUCAGAACCGGCAGCCAACCAAUACUCAAAAUGGACAGUGCUCAAAAUCCCACUGCUGGGAGUAUAGACAGGUCUGAAAGUACCCCCAGUAUUAAACAGUUGUCCCCUGGUCCUGGGGGUAGCAUGUCUCCAGCCCCUCAGAUCCAACAUCAGAGGUCAGGGAGUGAACCCAUGAUGAACCCUGAUGGUAGUGUGUCCCAAAAUACUCCAAAGUCCCAUUAUCUGUCUGUACAGCCUCGAAUGGCUCCCUCAACAUCAGACAGUCACCUCAACAAACCCCCACCCCCAAAACCCAGCAGGAUCCCCUCCGUUAAAUACAUUGGAAAAGACCGUCCGAAAAUCAGCAUCCGAAAUAAGGAAUUAUAUGAGGACGAUGACAGGGAUUAUUCUGAUUACUAUCAGGUGAGGGAAUCACCGAGCUGGCUCAAGAAAUGUCAGCCACCCACAUAUAGCGGCAAUCUCAACAAUAAUUACCAGCCCUCGGGCAACGAAGGGGAUUAUGACAAUAAUUUUAAUAGUGUUCAUUUUGAAAACAAACAUGCAAAGGACAAUCCGGAAACACUUACCAUAGAGUUACCCGAAAAAAUCAAGAAAAAGUCUGAAAGCCAGUUUUCUGGAUUGUGGGGUAGGGACUAUGCUGAAAUUCCGUCUCCCCUCACCCCAAAGGGGAAACAGAUCGAAGUGAUCGGGGAGGAGGAGGUACAGAUGAGGAAAAAGACAAUAAAGGUCCCAGAAAUUGACACUCACACAAGCUUAAAACCCACUGAGUUCAAAUCCUCAUUAAUUCAAUCGGACAAUAAACCCUUGGAGCCAUCCGUUCUGUUAAAAGUGAAAGAGAUACUGUUGGAUAAUAAUUCUCAUAGACUGGCGGAACACAUGACUAAGGUGGAUCUGGAUUAUCUGAAGGUCGUCAAUGAUUCGGAUCUCGGAUUAGGUGUAGUGUCUGGAUUAGAGUUGAUUACUCUACCUCAAGGGAAACAACUCAGACAGAAUGUCAUUGAAAGGUGCUACUGUAUGAAAGUGUUUGUCAUGGUGACGACCUUGACAUGCAGCACAGUGACAGAGCGAGCUAAAAUACUGAGUCAGUGGAUACAGAUAGCCGUAGAUCUGAGGUCAACAUUUGGAAACUUGUUUGGCUUUGCCAGCGUUAUGGAGGGGCUUACUUCAGAACAUAUUUCCCGUCUGCGAGACACCUGGCUAAUCCUGCGUAGGAAUCACACAAACAGUGCCUUUCAAUUUGACACGAAGCUGAAGUCCGCGUACAAGUCCCUGAUGGAUGGCAGCGGGCUCCUCCCACUACAGAAUGUGUCUGUUCCCGACAUUGCACCCCUCGUGUUUCUCCUGGAGCGGGACGAGACCAGUCUCACUAGUUACCUCCCCUGGGAGUUAUCGGACCAGAACAGUGGGUUGGACAUUCUACUGACACAUUUAGACACGGCCCGCCUGAUCACCGCCCAGUGUGGACUGUACAAAGUCACGGCGCAAAACAUGAUGAAGUCUGGGAAACUGGAGGACAUUAUCACUGAUGUCUUCCAAACGGAAUUCCAUCUGAGGAUGCUGUGGGGAGCUAAAGGUGCUAGUGUGGAGAGGAAGGAGAGACAGAAUAAAUACGAACAGUUACUGUCAGUGUUGUCUAAUAGGGCAGAGCCGUCAGGGGACGACGGAACUGCCGUAUAAACCACAGACAGACAGAAUAAAUACGAACAGUUACUGUCAGUGUUGUCUAAUAGGGCAGAGCCGCCAGGGGAUGAUGGAACUGCUGUCUGAACAACAGACGGACAGAAUAAAUACAAACAGUUACUGGCUGUACUGUCAAAUAGGCAGAGUUGCCAGGGUACAACGGAACUGCUGUGUAAGCAGCAGCAGAAUAAAUACGAGCAAUUAACUGGCAGAACUGUCUUGAUAGGGCAAGCUCCUUCAUGGGGACAACAGAAUUGCCUUAUAAUCAAGAGACGUACAUACAUGUACUCUGGUUUUACAUGGUAUCACUAUAAGCUAAUCAUCCAAAGAAUUACAUAAUCGUUAUGUAUGCAGCAAAUGUUAAUGUUUGUUGAUUUGUAUUUUUCUUGUAAUAAAGUAUACAAUACAAUU
This is a messenger RNA of Saccostrea cuccullata (small rock oyster), 3374 nucleotides long. RefSeq names its product breast cancer anti-estrogen resistance protein 3 homolog. Lineage: Eukaryota; Metazoa; Mollusca; Bivalvia; Ostreida; Ostreidae. Gene Ontology annotation, molecular function: guanyl-nucleotide exchange factor activity; protein binding. The coding region runs from base 300 to 2960 and encodes 886 amino acids. The record is from RefSeq and is a predicted model, not a curated record. The transcript has 8 exons. Gene Ontology annotation, biological process: small GTPase-mediated signal transduction; positive regulation of peptidyl-serine phosphorylation.